Molecule: messenger RNA, 2193 nt
Organism: Trachemys scripta elegans
Lineage: Eukaryota; Metazoa; Chordata; Testudines; Emydidae
Product: zinc finger protein 883-like
Exons: 3
Coding region: 17-2053 (678 amino acids)
Biological process (GO): regulation of DNA-templated transcription
Source: RefSeq, a predicted model, not a curated record
CCUCUACAGAGCCGUCAUGCAGGAGAACUAUGAGAAUGUGACCUCGCUGGCAGGGUUUCCAGUUUCUAAACUUGAUGUCCUCUCCCAGCUGGAAAAAGGGGAAGAGUUCUUUUCCACAGAUCUCCAGGACUCAGAGGAAAGAAAGCUCCUGAGAGGCAGCUAUACAGCAGGUGAGGGGAUGGUGAGAGAGACCAUGGAGCAGAAUCCUCAGCAGGAAGACGAUGAAGUGGAACCACAAGGGUCUUUAUUGCAAAGAUGCAGAGGGAGUGUGUCCAGGAGUUGUGAUCAGGGAAAAGCCUGUGAGAGUCAGCACAGGCCCGAGAAGCAGCAGGGAAACCAGCCAAUGCAGAAAGUUGGUAAAUCUGUUAAUUAUCAGGGAACUCACAAAGGCCACGAGGAAACCACGGCCCAGCAGAGAAUCCCCAUGGGAGAGAGAAAUAACAUAUGUGUUGAGUGUGGGGAAAAGUUCAGUAGGCAAUCACACCUUGUUAAACAUGAGAGAAUCCAUAAAGGGGAGAAACCCUAUGAAUGCAGAGAGUGUGGGAAAACCUUCCCUCAGAGCUCAGCCCUUAUUAGUCAUCAGAGGAUCCACACUGGGGACAAACCCUAUGAAUGUUGUGAGUGCAGGAAAACCUUCCUUCGGCGCUCUGACCUUAUUAGACAUCAGAGGAUCCACACAGGUGAGAAACCCUAUGAAUGCAGUGAGUGCGGGAAAACCUUCACUGAGCGCGCAAGCCUUAUUAAACAUCAGAGGAUCCACACAGGGGAGAAACCCUAUGAAUGUUGUGAGUGCAGGAAAACUUUCUCUCGGAGCUCAGCCCUUAUUUACCAUCAGAGAAUCCACACAGGGGAGAAACCCUAUGAAUGCCACGAAUGUGGGAAAAGCUUCACUACCAGCUCAAACCUUGUUACACAUCAAAGGAUCCACACAGGGGAGAAACCCUAUGAAUGCUGUGAGUGUGGGAAAACCUUUGCUUGGAGCUCAGCCUUUAUUAAGCAUCAGAGGAUACAUACAGGGGAGAAACCCUAUGAAUGCUGUGACUGUAGGAAAACUUUCACUGAGCGCUCAACCCUUAUUAAGCAUCAGAGGAUCCAUACAGGGGAAAGGCCCUAUGAAUGCAGAGAGUGUGGGAAAACCUUCCCUCAGCGCUCAGCCCUUACUAGCCAUCAGAGGAUCCACACUGGGGACAAACCAUAUGAAUGUUGUGAGUGCAGGAAAACCUUCCUUUGGCACUCUCACCUUAUUAAACAUCAGAGGAUCCACACAGGGGAGAAACCGUAUGAAUGCUGUGAGUGCAGGAAAAUCUUCCUUCGGCACUCAACCCUUAUUAAACAUCAGAGGAUCCACUCAGGGGAGAAACCCUAUGAAUGUUGUGAGUGUGGGAAAACUUUCUCUCGGAGCUCAGCCUUUAUUUACCAUCAGAGAAUCCAUACAGGGGAGAAACCCUAUGAAUGCUUUGACUGUGGGAAAAGCUUCACUGCCAGGUCAAACCUUGUUACACAUCAAAGGAUCCACACAGGGGAGAAACCCUAUGAAUGCUGUGAGUGCGGGAAAACCUUCGCUCGGAGCUCAGCCUUAAUUAACCAUCAGAGGAUCCAUACAGGGGAGAAACCCUAUGAAUGCUGUGACUGUGGAAAGAAAUUCACUGAGCGUUCAACCCUUAUUACCCAUCAGAGGAUCCAUACAGGGGAAAGGCCCUAUGAAUGCUGUGAGUGUGGGAAAACCUUCCCUCAGCGCUCAGCCCUUAUUAGCCAUCAGAGGAUCCACACUGAGGACAAACCAUAUGAAUGUUGUGAGUGCAGGAAAACCUUCCCUCAGAGCUCAGCCCUUAUUAGACAUCAGAAGAUCCACACAGGUGAGCAACCCUAUGAAUGUAGUGAGUGUGGGAAAACCUUUGCUCGGCGCUCACACCUUAUUAAACAUCAGAGGAUCCAUGCAGGUGAGAGAUCCUAUGAAUGCUCCAAGUGUGGGAAAUUUUUCCAUCAGAGCUCAGCCUUUGUUUAUCAUCAGAGAAGCUGCAAGGGAGAUAAAAACCAUAAAAACCUUGUCUAGAGCUAAGGAAAGAUUUUGUUUUCCUUUUGCUAAUUCCCACAUAGUGAGCUUAAAAGAAGCUUUGUGUCCCCAUGGGCUUUCAGUUCCCCCAGCUGAGUUAUCUGCUUUUCCCUUUUGUAGCUCAUCCUCUCUUGGGGGGA